Messenger RNA from Ooceraea biroi (clonal raider ant), 4871 nucleotides. RefSeq names its product protein argonaute-1 (gene AGO1). The record is from RefSeq and is a predicted model, not a curated record. Gene Ontology annotation, molecular function: protein binding; RNA binding. Lineage: Eukaryota; Metazoa; Arthropoda; Insecta; Hymenoptera; Formicidae.
GCAAUUACUUUUUGGCCAACCCAAUAGUUGAGGGCUUUUCGACUCAAUUUUCCAUAAGAAAUAACGCUGCGGUACUUAGUGGCUGGUGGAUGAUAAGAGAGACACCCUGUAUGUAGCGAGGGUGAAAGUAAAUGUGCAUUAUUAUUAUCGUUACGGACUGAAUUUCAGAUUUCCAUUGCAACUGGAUAACGGGCAGACGGUCGAAUGUACAGUUGCCAAAUACUUUUUAGAUAAGUAUAAGAUGAAGUUGCGUCACCCGCAUCUGCCCUGCCUGCAAGUUGGUCAGGAACACAAGCACACGUAUCUGCCGCUCGAGGUUUGCAAUAUCGUUGCCGGACAACGCUGCAUCAAGAAGCUGACCGAUAUGCAGACUUCGACUAUGAUCAAAGCGACCGCGCGCUCCGCACCGGAUCGUGAACGGGAGAUCAACAAUCUCGUUAGGAGAGCCGACUUUAACAAUGACUCCUACGUACAGGAAUUCGGAUUGACCAUAUCGAAUAGUAUGAUGGAGGUCAGGGGUCGUGUCCUGCCACCGCCCAAACUGCAGUACGGAGGGCGCGUAAGCUCCCUCAGUGGACAGACGAAGCAGCAGGCGAUGCCUAAUCAAGGCGUGUGGGACAUGCGCGGCAAGCAGUUCUUCACCGGCGUGGAGAUCAGGGUGUGGGCGAUCGCUUGCUUCGCGCCGCAGAGAACGGUACGCGAGGAUGCGUUACGUUCGUUCACGACGCAGCUGCAGAAGAUUAGCAACGACGCCGGUAUGCCCAUCAUUGGGCAGCCAUGCUUUUGUAAAUACGCUACCGGGCCGGAUCAGGUCGAGCCCAUGUUCAGAUACCUGAAAUCGACCUUCUCGCAACUGCAGCUAGUCUGCGUCGUGCUGCCGGGGAAAACUCCUGUAUACGCUGAGGUGAAGAGAGUAGGUGACACGUUACUAGGUAUGGCGACUCAGUGCGUACAGGCGAAGAAUGUGAAUAAGACAUCGCCGCAGACGCUGUCCAAUCUCUGUCUUAAGAUAAACGUGAAGCUGGGAGGCAUCAACAGCAUUCUAGUACCUAGCAUAAGACCGAAGGUCUUUAACGAACCAGUCAUAUUUCUUGGAGCUGACGUGACUCAUCCGCCGGCAGGAGAUAACAAGAAACCUAGCAUAGCCGCCGUAGUCGGCAGCAUGGACGCGCAUCCGUCCCGUUACGCGGCGACCGUGCGGGUUCAACAGCACAGACAAGAAAUUAUUCAGGAGCUUAGUUCGAUGGUUAGGGAAUUAUUAAUAAUGUUUUACAAAAGUACGGGCGGUUAUAAACCGCACAGAAUAAUUUUAUAUCGCGACGGCGUCUCUGAGGGGCAGUUUCUUCAAGUCCUGCAGCACGAGUUGGUUGCCAUUCGCGAGGCCUGCCUCAAGCUCGAGUUUGAAUACAGACCUGGCAUAACGUUCAUCGUAGUGCAGAAGCGACACCACACACGCUUGUUCUGCGCGGAUAAGAAGGAGCAGAGCGGGAAGAGUGGGAAUAUACCAGCGGGCACGACGGUCGACGUGUGCAUAACGCAUCCGACGGAAUUCGACUUUUACCUGUGCAGUCACCAGGGUAUCCAGGGCACGUCGCGACCCUCGCACUACCAUGUUCUCUGGGACGAUAACCACUUCGAGAGCGACGAGCUGCAGUGUCUCACUUAUCAGCUGUGUCACACUUACGUCAGAUGCACGAGAUCCGUUAGCAUACCGGCGCCAGCGUACUAUGCUCAUCUUGUGGCCUUCCGAGCUAGAUAUCAUUUGGUCGAGAAGGAGCACGACAGCGGUGAAGGGUCCCAUCAGUCGGGCUGCAGCGAGGACAGAACACCGGGCGCAAUGGCACGUGCGAUCACGGUCCACGCCGACACGAAACGGGUCAUGUAUUUCGCGUAAUUCCUCUCGCGUUAACGUCUCGGAUCGAGUCGCGCGGAUGAUCCGCGCCUCGCAAGUUGCGCUCGGACGGCGGUGGAAGGCGACUUCACUUCGCGCAGUACAGGAAAUUUGUAACAGCAAAUGAGAUAGGCUUCGUUCACAUGCAACGUGGGACUAUCGAUUCUUGGACUACAUUAAUUAAAAGCUAGGUCAAUUCUCUCGAGUAGUCGAUUCUUACGAUUAACUUUUUUUUCUUUUCCCCUCAUCUUUUUAAAAAUCUGUUUGUUUUUCCUUUUUAAAUCGGAGCUUUUUAACGUCUACGCUUAUAUUACAUUUCAUAUUGUACAUCUACGAUUUUGUGUGUCACGCGACGGGCGCCAAAAGUUUUCUACCAAUUUUACGAUCGUUUUGUAUAGAGUAGGAUUUUACGAGGGGUGCUUUUAAUUUACUUUUAGUUUUGCACUGUUCACUGUCGGGGCGAGUUGACGCGCAUCUGAGAGACGCUGUCGAGGGAUAUAGGUCGAGAGCUAUAUUUAUAAAUGGACGUACCAUUUCACGCGUGUACUUUGUAUACAUACAUUUCCCCUCUACUCCUUUGAGAGGUAUCUCUCGGAUGGGCACUGCCCGCAACUCAUGCGCGCGUUACAGCAGGAAAGAAAUGUUUGUUCGCGAAAAAUUAGGCUAAAGGAACUUUUCGUUGCAGAAAUUAGAAACUAAGUUAGACUGCUGACUUCUCAAGCUAACAAUCAACGUCCAGAGGUGGAUUUUUGUUGGCACAAACUUUGUCCGAAACACGAACACGAUGAGACACUAGUGUGGUAUAUUACGCUUAUUUUUCGGGGGAGAUUAGAAUUUUCCCCCAGCAUUUUGCGUGCAAGAGAAGAUACGGGAAAUAUGAAAUCACAUGACGUCAUAAUUAUAUAAAUCGCCGUUUCGCGAGACUGUUAUAUUGUUGCAUGUGUAUAGUUUUCAUUUCGCGCGGAAUCGAGCCUCCGCGGCUCGACUCCGCGUAGAUCAUGUGUAAAUUUUUAGAUCUCUUCAUGAUACAGAAAUUGGCACGAAUGAUCGACGGUGACGCGGACCGCGGUCACAAUCUGCUGAAUCAUGUCGUGUUAUCUUUUAUACGACGUAUUUUAAUCGAAUAAUCCUGCGAAACUCUCUCUCGCGCACUCCAAAGUAAUCUUGGGAUAAAUAAUCUUGGAAGAACCGAUUGAGCAACACCAAUCCGUAUGUAAAUUUUGGCUAAUUGUAAGCAGCAUAGUGGAUAAUAGAAGAUAACGGGGACAUAAUCCUCGUACUCGAAGACAAUUUGUGUAGCGAAAGUAGGCGAGGAGUGUGUUAUGUAGAGCACGUUAUUUAUGACUUCCGUCGUAAUUUAAGGCUUGAAACAUGAUGUAACAUAAUUUAACUAAUUCUCGUUAUAUAUAUAUAUAUAUAUAUAUAUUUUAGCGUCUUUAACCGUUAGGAUAACGCGUUCAAUUUCACUUUUAACUCUUUUUCUCUCUCAUUAAAUCAUUAUUGUCUGCACACAGCUAGCUCAUAAUCUAUGCUUACUUUAGCUAUCAGUGACACAGUGUUUGAGACGGUAGGAUUAAAAUACAACUCUAAGGAUACCACUUUAUCUGUGUUAAAUGCCGGGGAUGAAAGUAAAUGGAUAUCCGUGUUCUAGUAUUCGCAAUGAGCCGGGGGUGUUAUUAUCUCUCAUUCAGACGAAAGACGGCUAUGAAUAAGUCAAGUAUAUGCGUGGCAUUAGACAUGGGCUGAUGAGACAGGGCCUCGUCAGAGUGUGUGUGCGCAAAGAAAAAGAAUUCAAAGUGCGCGAAGGAGAAGCAAGAGGAAAAUAAUCACGCCGACGCGAAAUCAACGUAAAAACGAUUUAAUCAGAAAAAUUAACUAGAUUUUAAGAGAGAACGAUAUACCGGAUUAAUUGAGUAAGAGUAUUGUAAGAAUAUUUAGUUGUAAGAUAGCGAGGGAGAGAGAGAGAGAGAGAUAUCUAUCUUUCAAUCGUGCAGUAAGAGAGAGUAGCUGCGAUUUUUGCUUGGUUACGCCAAAACUUUAGAAACUUCGUGUUUUUACUCUAACGAUCGCGAUCCUUGUGCUGCAAAUCUAUUUCAACAAUCCUUUGGAACAAUAAUACAAUAAGCGAGCCUUAGAAGUAAUAUAUGUAAUCCAGCCUAAGGGGAUAAGAUAUUGAUAGGGAUCCUAUUAUAUACAGAUCCGAGUAUAUGCCGAUAGAAGUCCUGUUAAUAGAAUAUGAUGCACGAUGCGAUGUUAAAUUAUUGUGUAUUGUUAGAAUCAUUAAUAUGUCCAAGAUCUUUUUUAUUUUUCAUAAUAAGCGCCGGCUCUCGCGUCGCUCUCGCGUUUCUGUUGCGAUCAGUUGCGAUUCCAACGGUUUGUGUAAAUCAGUAUUAACGAUAAUAAUUAUCAUCUUAUUGAGAGAAGAUAUUCUUGGGGAAAAAAUCGAUUUGUUGAACCACCGACGAUAUAUCAAGGUUUCGAGAAGUUUGCGGAAAUGCUAUGCUAUCAACUGUAUUAAUGAUUCUAAUGUUAGCUGUACAACGGGUAUAAUGUUAAUAUUAUAUCGGAAAGUAUGAAGAUUGACUUUAAUUUGUGAGUAAUAUUUAUUCUAGUUGUUAAUGUGAAAAACCUGGAAAUUUAAAGCCAAGUCGAUCAUUCUCGAUCCGUGCUGGACGCAAUCAGUCGCCACGCCGGGUUCUCUGGUCCUCGCCAGAGUGUUUAUGGCGUUUACUCUCCACGCCGGCGCGAUCGAGCGAAUGUCCGCUGAUAACUAUAACGGCUUUCAUUAUCUAUAGUCCGCUCCGAAACACCAUAGGCAUAAGUCAUAGCCGAGAGAUAGCCAGGACAAGUGAUGAGUGAUAAAGCAAAAUUACUGGAGAAAUAUCGAAAAAGUAUAAAAUAAGAAGAAGAAGAAGAAGGAAAAACAGAAAAAGUUAUUUGCGCUGUUGAAUGAAUACAUAGGCACCAAAUGCGAGAUGCA